AUGUUAAGAACAGGAAGAUCCGGUUUGAGGUACGUGCAAAGCUAUGGCCUUGUUAAUGCGUUAGGCAAUAGAGUUGCUGGCCGCGUUGGCAGCAUGUCAUUGAGACCAAUUGCGCCAGUACAGGUUAGAAUGCAGAGCCAAGGAGGAAAUGUAGAAUCUAACAUUUCGCAAACGGAACAGGCAUCAGCCCAAGAACAAGAGCAGUACCGUCUAAGCGAUGAACAGGUAGACGAGUGGAUGAAUGCCAUCAGGAACCUGGAGGAAGAGUUUUCGCAAGGAGAAUACAACCCAGCCACAUCGCUAGCACCUGAAAACCAAUCUAGAGUGAAUAUCUUGGAGAAAGCGAUGGAACUCAACAAGCCAAAGUUCGAGCCAACUGCGGAGCAGGUGGAAGAAUGGGAACGUUUGAAAACUGUUCCCAUUCCCAAAAGAGAGGAUAAGACACUACAGCAUGUGACAAAUAUGAUUAUGAGACAUGGGAAGAAGGAAAGAGCGCAAAAGAUUUUGUCCAGGGCUCUAUAUAUUGUUUUCUGUCAGACACGAAAGGAUCCGGUGAAAGUGUUGAAAGAAUCGUUGGACGUUCUAGCGCCUUUGAUGCUUGUCAAGACGUUCAAGACUGGUGUUGCUAAGGCCACUGUUGUCCCAGUUCCGUUGAACCAAAGACAAAGGUUCAGAGUUGCAUGGAAGUGGAUCGUAGAGAGUUCUGCAAAGAGAUCCUCUAGCGAUUUCGCUGUCAGAUUGGGAGAAGAGCUUGUUGCCGUAUACAAAGGUAACAGUUCCGGUUUCGAAAAGAGAGACUCCAUUCACAAGACUGCAAUUGCUCACAGAGCUUACAUCAACCUAAAAUGA
Molecule: messenger RNA, 849 nt
Organism: Kluyveromyces marxianus DMKU3-1042
Lineage: Eukaryota; Fungi; Ascomycota; Saccharomycetes; Saccharomycetales; Saccharomycetaceae
Gene: RSM7
Product: mitochondrial 37S ribosomal protein uS7m
Exons: 1
Coding region: 1-849 (282 amino acids)
Biological process (GO): translation; ribosomal small subunit assembly
Cellular component (GO): ribosome
Molecular function (GO): mRNA binding; rRNA binding; structural constituent of ribosome
Source: RefSeq, a predicted model, not a curated record